This is a messenger RNA of Conger conger (European conger), 2480 nucleotides long. RefSeq names its product trypsin like peroxisomal matrix peptidase 1 (gene tysnd1). Gene Ontology annotation, molecular function: serine-type endopeptidase activity. NCBI's taxonomy places the organism in Eukaryota, Metazoa, Chordata, Actinopteri, Anguilliformes, Congridae. The transcript has 4 exons. Gene Ontology annotation, cellular component: peroxisome. Bases 457 to 2106 code for a protein of 549 amino acids. Gene Ontology annotation, biological process: regulation of fatty acid beta-oxidation; protein processing. The record is from RefSeq and is a predicted model, not a curated record.
AACCUCCACCCUCCACGGCUGAACCAAUGAGAAGGCGUGACGUAUUCGUAGAGGAAGCACUCAGAAACGAAAUUAUGUGCUGCCGGAGUUUAGCCAGUUGUGAUAGUAAAGUUGAUUCAUGAUUUGCCGUUUUAUUUCAGAGCAGAUGUAUUUUAAAGCCUGAUUAUGUUUUCCCUAUCUCUUGAGAUUUGGUUUAGUUAAUCGAUUGCUUAUGUUUACAUGUUUUUAUAGCUAACAGCUGCAAGUGCCUACUGCAACAGCUUGGACUUUGUAUUUUGUACUGUAAAGUUAGCGUCCACUGGCAGCGACUAAAUUAGAGACAGAAUAUGAAAGGUGCCCAUUAUUAUGUUUCCGAAAUUUGUUUGCUAACGAGCUAGCUAUCAAUGUGCAGAUGUUUAACAGUUGGUUGUUGAGCCAGCUGCUCGGUACCAAUCGUAACUUUGCCUCAAGUCUGAAAUGAAAUCUGCCGAGGAAGCGUGUUGUGUUGUUACAGUUUUUGAGGACUCCAAAGAACACGCGUGUGGAAUUAAACCUCCCAGGUCCGGGGAAACGACUGGGUUUGCAGCAACAAAGCGAUCAAGUUCCAGUGGGGUUAUUGUGAACGACCAUGCUGGAAUCGUGCUAUGUAGUGGGCAUCUCUUUACUCACUUUCUUAUUGACAAGGAAGCCGUUUCACCGGAGCACCAGUUCUUGUUACCACAUAGCAUUAGUGACCAGCUUAACAUUUCCGUACAGUGUUCAGUGCCACAAUGUCUCGCAAUAAGUCACUGUAGUAAUGUGGAUCCAGUUCCAUUUGAAGCCACGCGUAAUGUGAUGCAUUUCAAGUCACAUCUAAUCAUGCUGGUCAACUGUCGGGAGUUUCAGUCAACAUUUGGGAACGUAUUCAAGGAUGUCGAUAAGUGGAGCUUUUACAGUGGCGAGGAGGACGAUGAAUUGAAUAGUAUGCGGUUUUUAAGCUGGUUCGCCGUACUUGGUGUUCCAGGUUUGGCUAAAUCCGAUCAAGGACGGUCUGUGCCGUGGGGUCAUAGUGAAAGUCUGGAAAAGGGGCGUGUGGUUUUCGCCUGCGGCUCCCCCUUCGGCACGUUCUGUCCGGACCUCUUCAUGAGCACCCUCAGCAAAGGUAUCAUCAGCAAUCUAGCCGGAGAAGACAACGCGCUCAUCCUUACUGACGCCCGCUGUUUACCUGGAACCGAGGGUGGAGGUCUCUUUCUUAAACGCGGAGACCUCGCCUACCUCGUUGGUCUAAUCGUGUCUCCCUUGUGUUGGAAAUCCAACGAAUGGAUUGGACUGACCCUAGUGUGCUCCCUGCAGUUGAUACUGAGGAACAUACUGAAGUCUGUGACUCUCCAGGACCCACUGAACGAGAUCUGUGCUCAGUUACCAGUAGUACACACGAUCGAUUGUGCGGCAAAUACAGGCCAAGGCGUGACGCAUCACCCAUCCGUGGCCCUAGUAGAAGCUGGGUGCUUCUGGGGCUCAGGGAUAUUGAUGAGCCCGCAGCUGCUGUUAACUUGCCGGCACGUUUUGCAUGGGGAAUCCAGACUGACGGUGAGGUUCAAGACUAAGUCUCGGUUUCUAGCCUUGAAAGGCGAAGUGCUGUAUUCCACCGACGUGACGUCACCAUAUGACGUGGCAGUGGUGCUCCUGAAACAACAGCUCCCUGACGUCGUCCCCCCAUCUUUCUCCUCCACGUUCACGCCAGGCGAAGAUGUGUACGUCAUCGGCUACGGAGCGUUCGGCCGGAGCUGUGGGCCCACGGUGACUUCCGGAAUCCUCUCCAGAGCGGUCAGCAUCCACUCCCAGCCGGUGAUGCUGCAGACUACCUGUGCAGUGCAGGCAGGGGCCAGCGGGGGCGCUGUGGUGCGAGCAGAGACUGGAGAGCUGCUGGGUCUGGUUUCCAGCAAUACGCGGGACGUGGUUGCCGGGGUAACGUACCCACACCUGAACUUCAGCCUUCCGGGCAGCGUGCUGCAGCCCCUGCUGCGGCGGUUCGGCCGGACGGGAGACCCCGGCGUGUUUCAGCAGCUCGACACCGCGGACGCGCGAGUGAGGAGGGCGUGGCGACUGCAGGCCCCGCCCCCGGAACCCCCGAAGAGCAAACUAUGAUUGGCUGGCCGUGUCUGUGAUUGACAGGCCUUAUUGCUGUAUUCUACAUUACAUUAUUGGCAUUUGGCAGACACUCUUAUCCAGAGCGACAUACAGUUGAUUAGACUAAGCAGGAGACAGUCCUCCCCUGGAGCAAUGCAGGGUUAAGGGCCUUGCUCAAGGGCCCAACAGCUGUGUGGUUCUCAUUGUGGCUACACCAGGGUUUUGAACCCCCGACCUUGCCUGUCCCAGUCAUUUACCUUAACCACUACGCUACAGGCCACCCUAUUCUUCCUCCACCCCAGUGUGGGAGCCCAAACUUUGUUUGCCAAAACUACAAGUGGGGGGGUGGGGGAAGCUCAAGUUCUUGUUAAAAAUAAAUAAAUAAAAUCACA